CAUAGUUUACGAAGGGGGUGUGGCACAGAGACAGUGUAGUCACGUGGCAGGGAUUGUACCUGCGGAGUUUGGGACUGGGAGCUCACUGGUGUAAACAGAAUUACCUGCUAAAGUGGGAGAAUUUACAUGCUGGAGAAGGUGGAAACCAAACAUCAUGAGUAAACGAAAGAGCAAAGACAGAAGUCUUCCACUUGGAGAAUGUAUUUCUCAGGUACAAGCCAUCCUACGCAAGAGGUUUUUUCAUCAAAGCCAACAUGGAAAAAAGUUUGGAAUGGAAUCUCAGCAAAAACACUUAGUUGAACUUCUCAAACGAACAGUGAUUCAUGGAGAAAGUAAUUCUGCUCUGCUUAUUGGGCCCAGGGGAUCUGGAAAAAGUAUGCUGUUAAAUGAUGCUUUGAAAGAGAUACUGGAAAUAAAGCAAUUCAAAGAAAAUUCACUUAAAGUUCAUCUUAAUGGCCUGUUACAAACAAACGAUAAGAUUGCCCUGAAAGAAAUUACGAGACAAUUACAGUUGGAAAAUGUGGUUGGAGAAAGAGUUUUUGGCAGUUUUGCUGAGAAUUUAGCUUUUCUUCUUGAAGCACUGAAAACAGGUGACCGCACAUGUAGCUGUCCAGUACUAUUUAUAUUAGAUGAGUUUGAUCUUUUUGCCCAUCACAAGAACCAGACUCUGCUAUAUAAUCUAUUUGAUAUUGCACAGUCAGCACAGACUCCUGUUGCGGUAAUAGGACUAACAUGUCGACUAGAUGUUAUGGAACUCUUGGAAAAGAGAGUAAAGUCUCGAUUCUCCCACAGACAGAUUCAUCUGCUAAACUCUUUUAAAUUUACGGAGUUCCUAAAAAUAUUUCAAGAUCAGCUUUCUCUGCCACCUGAUUUUCCAGACUUGGAUUUUGCUGAAAAGUGGAAUAAUAAUAUUGAGAGUUUGCUUGAAAACAAGACUGUAGAAGAUGUCCUUCAAAAACAGUUUAACUCUACAAAAGAUGUACGAUCCUUACACAUGCUUUUGCUGCUUUCGUUAAGUCACAUAAAGGUGUCUCAUCCACAAUUGGAUGCAGCUGAUUUUCUGGAAGCCAGUCGACUUCGAUGCCUAGAUUCAAAAGCAAAUAUACUACAUGGUUUGUCAAUUCUUGAAAUGUGCUUAAUUAUAGCAAUGAAACACUUACAAGACAUAUAUGAUGGGGAGCCAUUUAAUUUUCAGAUGGUCUUUAAUGAAUUUCAGAAGUUUAUUCAAAGGAAGGCAAAUUCAAUCUAUAAUUUUGAGAAACCAGUAGUUAUGAAGGCAUUUGAGCAUUUACACCAGCUGGAAUUAAUCAAGCCAAUGGAAGGUCUCUCUGUCCGCACACAAAAAGAAUACAGUCUCAUGAAACUUCUUUUGGAUAAUAGCCAAAUUUCGGAAGCGCUUCAGAAGUACCCAAAUUGUCCGACAGAUGUAAGACAAUGGGCAACAUCAUCCCUAAACUGAAAUGCUUCCUUAUUCAAUCCAUUUGUAACUGCUAAAAAAAAAAAAAAUUUGAAUGUUUAUAAAUAAUUCUAAUUUUCUAUUAAAAUAUAAUAAACAAUAGGUUUUGUGUUGUUCUAAAAAGGAAUGCCUUACAGAUAUUCAUUCAAAGAAUGUCUGGUUAUGAGCAUUUUCAUUUUUCUAUUAUACAAUUGUAUAAUAAUCGAUUAAGCAAAGUUCUAUUAAUGGGGAAUCAUGCAUCUUGUAUAUAAUGUCAAUUAUUUAUCUGAAAUUCCUCUGCACCCAUGCAGCCUCACCCCUUUUCCAACGUAUAAAGUUAUUUCACAUCCUGAGAA
Messenger RNA from Bombina bombina (fire-bellied toad), 1791 nucleotides. RefSeq names its product origin recognition complex subunit 4 (gene ORC4). The record is from RefSeq and is a predicted model, not a curated record. Gene Ontology annotation, cellular component: nuclear origin of replication recognition complex; nucleus. The coding region runs from base 155 to 1459 and encodes 434 amino acids. NCBI's taxonomy places the organism in Eukaryota, Metazoa, Chordata, Amphibia, Anura, Bombinatoridae. Gene Ontology annotation, biological process: DNA replication initiation; DNA replication. The transcript is spliced from 14 exons. Gene Ontology annotation, molecular function: ATP hydrolysis activity; ATP binding; DNA replication origin binding.